AUGGAAGCUUGUGGCCAAAAGCUACCAAAUGAAAUCUGGAUCAGAGUGCUUCAAAAUCUCAACACAGACGAUGACUUAAGCUUCCUCUGGAUCACAUGCCGCCAAGUUUGCACCGCGUUCAAAGAUGCUACAGAGUCGAUGUUUCGGGAAAGGCUCCUCCCAAAGCUGCGUCUCAACUUUCUGCUUGGUGAAAAGACACUCCCGCAGCUGGGUGAAAGAUUUGCUGACGAUAGACAAGGAGACUUUUAUCUCCCCGAGAGGGACGAUAGACGGUUUUCCGCAGUGCCUCUGAGUUGUGAGUUCGAAUUCAACCAUCUCUCGGAAGACAAAAAGACGGUCUUUCUGAGCGUGGACGAGGAAUUGUCCGACGAGUUGAAACCCGUGACUCGGAAACGUAUGCGGGAAUUUGCGGCAGAGACGCACCUAGAGAUACCCCACCAUACAAUCCAAAUACGACGUGAUGUGAACGAUGGCCCUAUACCUGGGCUCUCAUUCGAUUAUGAGACGUUCGAAGUGUGCUGCGAUUGGGAAGCGCUUUUCUCUGCUUUUUAUGGUGAAGAGUUCCUUUAUCAUAAACUGUUGGGACAGGCAGUAGGGAAGAGAGAGACAUGGCUAGAAGAGUUGAAAGCAAAGGUUGACCGAAAGGAGAUGGACGCUCAGCAAGUGAUUUUGAAAGCACUAAACGGUUUUGCUGAGGAUAACACAAUUGCACGGAAGAUGGCAAGAAGAGCUCGGGUCAAAAGACAAAUGCAAAUGUUCGAUGGGACGGAGUGGGAUUUUGUACGAGACGGAGAUGAGGAAGAAGAAGAGAGGAUUUUGAAGAAUGUUCAGCAAUUACGCCAAUUCUCGAGCUUCGAAGAAUGGAGUGAUGAUGAAGACGAUGAGGACGAUGAGGACGAUGAGGAUGAUGAGGAUGAUGAGGAUAGUGAGGAUAGUGAGGUUUCUGAAGAAGGUAGCCAGGAAUGGGAGACUGAAGAUGAAGAAAAUGACGAAGCAGAUGAGUAAAGGAGAAAGGAAGCACUGUAUAAGCUUUUGAAAAGCUUGUGUCGAGAGAAAUAUGAUGGUCACAAAACAACGAACGUGGUGUUCGAGGCAAAUGCGACUGAAAGUGCUAGCUAGGCAAGUGUCACGGUUAUGGAGUCACGUGCCCGCUACGAAAUACUCACGUGACCGCUCGCCUGUAUAUAUGCCCUGCCUUCCGGCGCUUCCUUCCUUUCUUUCCUCUUUACCUUUAGAUUCU
Molecule: messenger RNA, 1240 nt
Organism: Mollisia scopiformis
Lineage: Eukaryota; Fungi; Ascomycota; Leotiomycetes; Helotiales; Mollisiaceae
Exons: 1
Coding region: 1-1005 (334 amino acids)
Molecular function (GO): protein binding
Source: RefSeq, a predicted model, not a curated record